Messenger RNA from Culex pipiens pallens (northern house mosquito), 869 nucleotides. RefSeq names its product THAP domain-containing protein 2-like. NCBI's taxonomy places the organism in Eukaryota, Metazoa, Arthropoda, Insecta, Diptera, Culicidae. The transcript has 3 exons. Gene Ontology annotation, molecular function: sequence-specific DNA binding. The record is from RefSeq and is a predicted model, not a curated record. Bases 1 to 831 code for a protein of 276 amino acids.
AUGAGUAGAAACAACUCCAACACAAACCGGACACACCCUGGUGGCGCGGACUCUUCCGAAUCGACGGAAACGAGCGAGAUCGCCGAGAACCAAGACAAAACGAUUCCGUUUCAGGACGGUGCAAACACUUCCUGGGAACCGAAAGCCAAACGGGUCAGAAUCGGCGCGGACUCUUCCGAAUGCGGUCAAGGAAAAUCGGAAGCGAGCGAAGAUGCAGAGAACCUGAAGAAGACGGAUGCAGACCAUAACACUUCCGGGAGGCAGAAAAUCUCGUUUAACCGGAUCCCAACUGACGAGUGGGUUAGACGGAGAUGGUUGAAAUGGUUAGGACAAUACUAUUUUAUUAAUACCAAAGACGUGUUUGUGUGCUCCGAUCAUUUCACACCGGAUUGUUUUCGAACCCCUGUCGGAGAAAAGGCCCGGAAACGGUUCAAAUGUAGUGCUAUUCCCAGCAUCCGAAAGCCGUUUAAGACCUUCACCCGACUCCGCGAACCGCUAGAAUCAAAUUCGAACAAGUGCAUUAUUAUUUGCCACAAUGAAACUAGCACCAGUCGAAGUACAACCGGAUGCAGCUCUGAUGAUUCCGGAAUUUCGCUGGAUGUGUCGACGGCGGCAGAUGUGUGUUCGAACCCGGAAAGUGAUAUCAUCCAUUCACUACAGUGCCGAAUUGCACAGCUGGAAGAAGAGAAUGCCCAAUUAAAGCGUGAAGUUGAAAAUCGUCUAGAUGAGAAGCAAGCUUCGGCGAAAAUUAAGAGUAUUCUCUCGCCUUUCUUCGCGGAAAAUCAGGUGGACAAGUUAGCGGGCACAAAAAAGCGUGAAUUGGACACAUGAAGAGUUGGGCAAAGUUUUCACCUUGCAGUACUUCAGUG